CAUUCCAGCCGUAUAGAACUCAGUCUAUAAACCACAAUUUUCACGUGCGAUCGCGAUCACAAAUCCCAGAGCGAACACGUACACUAGCGAUAAAAUUAGCUCCGAAAUUAUUCAUCCUAUCGUUAUGGGUUUUUUUACCAGCACUUUUCACUGUUAAGUAGGUUUUGUGUAUCAGCUCGUCCGCUUAACUUCGGAUUUUGAUUGCAAUGAUACGUAUACGCUGCGGUUCUGAUAUUUUGGUGGAUUUGUGUCAUUGGCAUUAUAUCGUAGAUUCAUUGUUGCUGUGAGUGAUUUCUGUCUUACUUUUGAAACUGAAAUCCAUAUCGCGCAAGCUCUACUUCGCUUCGAUGUACAUGUUGAUCUGGACAUAUUCCUUGGAGAAAAUAUCAACCUUCCUAUGUUGAAAAACGACCGAAUCGUGUCAUGGGAGUACAAUGUUUUAGAUUGCAGCCUUCCGUGGGGGAUCGAACAUAUCGCAGUGCUUCAGCAGUCGUAUAUUGCCGAAUUCAACUAGAAUCUGUUGGACAAUAACUCUCCUAAGGCCAUUCUGCUGUAAUUCGGAUGACCGUCGUUCGUGAUAAAAAUCAUAAAAUUUAAUAUGGGUUCCGCAUACGACUGCUACACACGCGUGCCCUAUGGCUCACUGAUCGCCACAGUAAUGUGCAUUGUUGGUGUGGCAGUGUUUUGCUCCCAAAUGUACAACGGAGUGUCCUACACACUGCAGAUGUUCAAUGAAGUCUUUCAGCUGAAACUUUAUUGGAUGGACACUUUGAGGACCGUUUUCAUAACUGCCGGUGUCUGCAUGGCGGUGGUUGCAAUAACGCUCUUAAUAAUAGGAAUUGGAUCCACCGGAGUUACUCGCGACCAAGUUUUCAAUGGAUCUCAAGCAAAAAUUGGAGGCCGCAUCAGUAUUGCCAUAUGCAUGGCGGUGACUUACAUUUUGAAUCUGGCUUGGAUGGGGAUUCUGGCCUUUCUUCUUCUGGUGACGUUCGUGUACAUUUUGUAUUCCAAAGUGUGCGAUUAUGCGCCCAUUGAGUCACCGGAUAUCGGACGAUGCAUUCCUUUCAGACAUUUCGGUUUUUUGUUUCCCAACACAUCCUACCCAAAUACUUUGGGUUAUCAUGACAUGAACAAAUUCAGCAAAUGUGGAAAUGACUUUAUUCGAUUGUGUGAAUCUGUCAAAAACACUCAGGGAAUUUAUCUGGCAGCAACGAUCUCGGCUGGUGUUGUAGUGUUAAGCCUGGUACACUACUUGAUCUGUCUGGCUGCAAAUUACGUUCAUGUCAAAGAAAGUCUGAAGAAAAAAGAGCUGGAAUAUUUUCAGUCGCUCCAGGAUGGAGAACUCGAAAUGCUGACAAAAGCUCGGUUCAAUGCCUGAAAAUAGCUGCCCCCAACGCGAUUUUCUUUAGAAAAUUAUCUAAUUUUUCAGUUGAAGUGAGUUGUUAUUUGUUAAUAAGAAAGAUACAUCUGCAUGGCUAUUUAAAACAUUAAAUAGCGUUAAUAUAUAUGCUCAAGCAUUUUUGCUGGGCGUUUGAUUCACUGUUGGCUGUUGUUGGUCUUUGCGAAUUCUAACUCUCUGCAAGCAGAAAAAACAAAUCUCUUCGUCAGUAAAACU
This is a messenger RNA of Paramacrobiotus metropolitanus, 1615 nucleotides long. RefSeq names its product neuronal membrane glycoprotein M6-a-like. Gene Ontology annotation, biological process: neuron projection development. The transcript has 7 exons. Lineage: Eukaryota; Metazoa; Tardigrada; Eutardigrada; Parachela; Macrobiotidae. Bases 599 to 1378 code for a protein of 259 amino acids. Gene Ontology annotation, cellular component: plasma membrane. The record is from RefSeq and is a predicted model, not a curated record.